ACCCGCGCAUGCGCGGCAGCUCUACAUGACGUAUGAGAUAUCCCACUGUCCUCUGCGCCUCCCGCCGCCGGUGAUUGGCAGGUCCGUGGCACGUGCUCGCGCGUCACAUCUCGCCCUUGUUCUAGGGAAAGAUGGCGUCUCCCAUGAAGGAAGAGGAUCAGCCAAGGACAGAUAGCUAUCGUGUUGCAGUAACACCUGCAGUUCCUGACGAUGGCCGCAAUCCAGAUGGGACCCCAAAGCCCUCCUCUGGCAAAAACAAGGGCAAGGGCAAAGACAAGGAGAAGGACAAGAGGGAGAAGUUGGAAGACCUGAAACAGGAGAUGGAAAUGGAUGACCACAAGAUCCCUGCAGAGGAACUCUGUGCAAGAUACAACACCAGCGUAGAUGUUGGCUUAACCAGGGCCAUGGCGCAAGAAGUGUUGGAACGGGAUGGGCCAAACUGUCUAACCCCACCUCCUAGAACACCGGAAUGGGUCAAGUUCUGCAAGCAGCUCUUUGGAGGUUUCUCCACUCUGCUGUGGAUCGGAGCAAUCCUUUGUUUCUUGGCUUAUGGAAUCCAGAAAGCAACACAAGAUGAAGUCCAAGAUGACAAUCUGUAUCUGGGAGUUGUGUUGGCUGUCGUGGUGAUUGUGACCGGUUGCUUCUCGUACUACCAGGAGGCUAAGAGCUCCAAAAUCAUGGACAGCUUCAAAGGCAUGGUUCCCGAGCAAGCUUUGGUCAUCCGAAGUGGUGAGCCCAUGAGCGUGGACACUGAACAUGUUGUGGUGGGAGACCUCGUCCAACUGAAGGGUGGAGAUCGUAUCCCUGCUGAUGUCCGGAUUAUGGAGGCUCGUGGAUUUAAGGUAGACAACUCCUCACUCACUGGAGAAUCAGAACCGCAGAGUCGGUCUCCUGAAUUCACCAAUGACAAUCCCUUGGAGACAAGAAACAUUGCUUUCUUUUCCACCUUUGCCGUGGAAGGCAAUGCCAAGGGCAUUGUUAUCAACACUGGUGACCAAACCGUGAUGGGCCGUAUUGCCAUCUUGGCCAGUGGACUGGAUGUGGGAGACACCCCUAUUGCCAAAGAGAUCGCUCAUUUCAUCCACAUCAUCACUGGUGUUGCUGUGUUCCUGGGUGUGACCUUCUUUAUCAUCGCCGUGAGCUUGGGAUAUGAGUUACUGGAUGCUGUCGUGUUCCUCAUUGGUAUCAUUGUUGCCAAUGUGCCUGAGGGUCUGCUGGCCACUGUGACGGUAUGUCUCACACUGACCGCGAAGAGAAUGGCAAAGAAGAACUGCCUGGUACGUAACUUGGAGGCUGUGGAAACGUUGGGUAGCACAUCCACCAUCUGCUCUGACAAGACCGGAACCCUAACACAGAACCGUAUGACUGUGGCCCACAUGUGGUUUGAUAACCAGAUUGCAGAUGCAGAUACUACUGAAGACCAGUCAGGUGCUUCGUACGACAAGGACAACCAAACCUGGCGUUCCCUGGCUCGCAUUGCCGCUCUUUGUAACAGGGCUGCAUUUAAGGCUGACCAGGAAGGGGUGCCUAUCCUAAAGAGAGAAACAAGUGGAGAUGCUUCAGAAUCUGCUCUGCUGAAGUGUGUGGAACUUUCUCUGGGUGGGGUGACAGCUAUGAGGCAGAAUAAUGAAAAGGUUGCGGAGAUCCCAUUCAACUCUACAAACAAAUACCAGCUUUCAAUCCACACACAAGAAGAUAAAAGUGAUGAGCGCUAUCUGCUCGUGAUGAAAGGCGCUCCUGAACGUAUCCUGGACCGCUGCUCCACCAUCAUGAUGGACGGAAACGAGGUUGCUAUGGACGACGACAUGCGUGAGGCUUUCAACAACGCUUACUUGGAAUUGGGAGGACUGGGAGAGCGUGUGCUUGGCUUUUGCCAUUAUUUCCUCCCCGAGGGCCAAUUCCCACGAGGUUAUGAGUUCGACACUGAAGACGUGAACUUCCCACUGGAGGGAUUCUGCUUUGUUGGCCUGAUGUCCAUGAUUGACCCACCCCGUGCGGCUGUGCCAGAUGCUGUCGGCAAGUGCCGUAGUGCUGGUAUCAAGGUAAUCAUGGUUACUGGAGACCAUCCCAUCACAGCCAAGGCCAUUGCCAAGGGUGUGGGAAUCAUCUCUGAGGGUAACGAGACAGUGGAGGAUAUAGCGGCACGCCUUGGCAUCCCUGAGAAAGACGUGGACCCAAGCGAGGCACAUGCGUGCGUUGUCCAUGGAAGUGAACUGAGGGACAUGACCGCAGAGGAUCUGGACUCUAUCCUGAUGAACCACACCGAGAUCGUGUUUGCUCGCACGUCCCCCCAGCAGAAGUUGAUCAUUGUGGAGGGCUGUCAGCGUGCGGGACAGAUCGUGGCCGUGACUGGUGAUGGUGUGAACGACUCACCUGCCCUGAAGAAGGCUGACAUCGGUGUGGCCAUGGGUAUUGCUGGAAGUGAUGUGAGCAAGCAAGCUGCUGACAUGAUUCUGCUGGAUGACAACUUUGCAUCCAUUGUGACUGGAGUAGAGGAGGGACGUCUCAUCUUUGACAACUUGAAGAAGUCCAUUGCCUACACUCUGACGAGUAAUAUUCCAGAGAUCACACCCUUCCUGCUGUUCAUCCUGGCUGACAUUCCCCUGCCCCUGGGCACUGUCACCAUCCUUUGCAUUGACUUGGGAACUGAUCUGGUGCCUGCCAUCUCCCUGGCCUACGAGGAAGCCGAGAGUGACAUCAUGAAGCGUAAGCCUCGUGAUCCCAAGCACGACAGGCUGGUGAACGAGCGCCUCAUCAGUAUGGCCUACGGGCAGAUCGGCUUCAUGCAGGCGUCCGCGGGUUUCUUCGUCUACUUCAUCAUCAUGGCAGAGAACGGCUUCCUGCCCUGGAAACUGUUGGGCAUCCGUGCUGACUGGGAGGACAGAACCAUCAAUGACUUAGAAGACUCUUAUGGCCAGGAGUGGUCAUUUGCUCAGCGCAAGAUUAUUGAGUACACCUGCCACACAGCUUUCUUCGCUAGCAUUGUGAUUGUGCAAUGGGCUGAUGUCGUCAUCUGCAAGACUCGCCGCAACUCUCUCAUCCACCAGGGAAUGAGCAGGAACAAGUGGCUGAUCUUUGGUCUGUUUGUGGAGACCUCUCUGGCUGCCUUCCUGAGCUACUGCCCUGGAUUGGACCAGGGUCUGCACAUGUACCCUCUUGCGGGAUCCUGGUGGCUCCCAGCCUGGAUUUACAGCUUCCUUAUUUUCGUGUAUGAUGAGUGCCGCAGGUUCAUCCUUCGCCGUAACCCUGGAGGCUUCAUAGAACGGGAGACAUACUACUGAUCCAGUCUUCUGGUUCUGCUACUGUUUUAGUUACUAGUGCCAUUAGAACAAGGAAAUGGUGGUAGACAACUUAGAAGCCUUGUCAGUAGUAACAAACUGGGUGAAUGGUUUGCACAUAAACAUUCUACUAGCUCACCAGUAGGUAUUAAGAAGUAACAAGCGCUGAUUCUGAAAUGUCAUGCAUGUAUUAGGCAUUUGUCAAUACAAGGCGUUGCCUAUGUUAAUUGGUUAUAUCUUUUUUACCAUCCGCAUUUCUUGUAUUUAUUGAUAGAUGUCUGGUGUUGACAUGCAUGUAACAAUUCAAGGAAGUUAAUCUGAGAAAUAUAGUAGCUGACAAUGUUGUAAGAGAAGAAUUGCCAUCAAUAUUCGGAUGUUAAUAAUUCUUCAAACCAUUCAAAAUAGUUUAUAUAUAGAUUUGUAGUUGUUAGGGACUUGUACUACUACUAGUUUUUUCUUUUACUUAGUUUACUGUAAAUUGUGUAUGUUUUGUGAUAGUGUGAGCUGGCAGCUGCCCAAACCAGCACACGCACCCACCAUCCAAACCAGUUGUGGAUAUGUACAAUAUAUUUCAUUUUCAUAUUUUGUCUUGCUCAUUAGAUAUACUGUAACAUUUUUUUGAAGGCUAUUUUACAAAGUCUUAGUGCAUUGGAGUAGAAGGUACCUCAUCCAACAGUUUCAGCUUUGCUUUCAUGUCAGAAAGUGGUAGAACCUGGCCUUUCUUAAAUGGUCAUGAAACUCGAUGUAAAAGCAGCCAGACCAGUAGAAUGUUACGAUGUCCUCCAGAGAUACAGUGAAGUGCCGUGCAAUGGUUCCCUAUCCUGAAGAAAGUUCUUAUUCCCUCACGAGUUAAAAUGCAGAAUAUGGCAUGUGUAACUAACUCCUCAAUAUCCAAGUAUAUAUCCGUAGGAAAGAAGAAAUAUAUCUAAGAAAAUCUUAUUACCCAUCAUUCUUGGUUUUUAUCUCACCCCAAAGAAAAGCCCUCACCAGCAUGAAAGUGAUGAAAUAAUUCGUUGGAUGAUUUCAGGACUCGCUUCACUGUACCAAUGUCAGCUGUCUCCAUAUCAUUUUUUUUGGUCUUCUCUUAUAGUAAUAAAACAAGGACCACAAAAUUAAAGACACUCAAGAUAUUAUGAACUUCGUUUUAUAGUAGUGAACUAGUUUGAAUCCUGUGUGUGAUAUUUUAGUGCAUAGUUAAUGUGCAUGUCUGACAAAAGAUGUACUUUAUUGAUGUGUGGCAAAGGUCAGGUAAUGUAAACGCAGUAUGAGAAGGUGGAGGGUGAUAUACAUGAUUGUUUUCAUCAUCAUCAACUAACAUGCUAUAAAUAAGCAUCAUUCUUUCCACAGUGUGAGUGAAUACCAAAGCUGUUAAAACCCCAUUACCUUACCAGUUGUGUGUAUGUUAGAUUUUCUGAGCUGAAGACAUCUGUUUAUUCAGAAAUGCAUUUUAUGUUUUUAGUGUGUAAGUUAAUUAUUCACUGCGUCUAUUUUUAACACUUGUGCUGUACCAUCACGAGUUGUGUUUUUUUAAUUCCAAUGUUGAUCUUCCCUCUGGCCAUUCUGCAAUCCAUUGCAGUGUUUAUUCUUGCAUGUAUGUGCUCAGAGUAUUGGAUCACAACAAUGUUAUCAGUUUCUGAAAAGUCAUGUCUUGUUGGAGACCUGGGUUUGUCUACCAUGUUAGUGUUAAGAGUGAAUGCCAUCGCACAUUCUAACACAGACCAUCAAUAAAGAAUGUCUUUUUAGGUCUGAA
This is a messenger RNA of Branchiostoma floridae (Florida lancelet), 5028 nucleotides long. Its product is annotated as sodium/potassium-transporting ATPase subunit alpha-3-like. NCBI's taxonomy places the organism in Eukaryota, Metazoa, Chordata, Leptocardii, Amphioxiformes, Branchiostomatidae. Gene Ontology annotation, cellular component: membrane. Gene Ontology annotation, biological process: intracellular sodium ion homeostasis; intracellular potassium ion homeostasis; sodium ion export across plasma membrane. Gene Ontology annotation, molecular function: P-type sodium:potassium-exchanging transporter activity; ATP hydrolysis activity; ATP binding. The record is from RefSeq and is a predicted model, not a curated record.